UAGUAAGACUGAUGCGCUACCCCCCCUUCCCGAAGAAGAUUUGGUACCCCAGAGAAAGCCUGGUCAUUUGCCAACCAUUCUGCGCCCAGGGGUUGCUGGACGUGCAGGUCGUUUUGGGACUCCCGCUAUGACUAUGGGAGGCACGAGUGACUCGCCCUCGUUCUAUACGACUCCACCAACUCCAAUACCAUUGUUACAGACUCCUGUCCAAGAACGUCCUUAUGAGCUUCCUCCAGAACUUCUAGGAGUUCGUACAACCAUUAUCACGACAGACGAUCCGCCGAAGCGCGAGCAAGGACAAUGGCAAUCCAAUCAUUACCUGUCGGGCCAAGCUCCCCAACAAUAUUCUCCCUCAUCGCAAGGAUAUAUUCCUCCUCAACAAUAUACUCCAUUGUCGCAAGGAUACAUUCCCCCUUAUCAAACGUCAUCUCCGCCUCCUCAACCACAUCAGCAAUCUUAUACGCCCUAUAAUUAUCCCCCGUCACCGUCACCACAACCACAACAAUACUCGUCAUCUUCUCCGCAGCCUUACCAGUAUCAACCUCAUCAGACUCCAUCUCCCACCCCGCAAUAUCAGCCCCCGCCACCCCCUCAUCAAGCACCGCCUCCUGCACCACAAUAUCAGCCACAACCAUCCCCUCAUCCUCAGAGCUACUCGGCCCAACCAUACCAACCUCCACCUCUACCUCAGUCAUACACCCCACUUCCCAACCAGCAACCACACCCCCCAUCACAGCCGCAAGGAUAUACUCAUCCAACCCAACAGCAACCUCAGACAUACACUCCCGCACCGCCCCAGCAGCAGCCAUACCAACAACAAUCCUAUUUCCCUCCACCUCCCCCCGCGCAAUCCCCAGUCCCUGCUCCCCAAUCUCAACUUCUUCCUAGAGCAUCAUAUUUUUCGCCACCACCGCCACCACCGCCACUUCCUGGAAGCACGCAGGGGACCCUGGCAGUAGCAAAAGGGGAGCAACAGUCUCCCCCAGUGCAAGGAUAUCAGAACGCUGCACCGACCGCCUCGCCAGCACAUGGUUCGGGACCCAGUCCAACUCCCCCUUCGCAGAACCCUCUGGCCCAGCCUCCUGCCUCUUCUACCGUACUUACAGUCCCAGAAGACGAAAAGAAGCGUGAGGAGGAGGAACACACCAGGGAUGAAGAAUCACGGAAGGUGGUGGAUAAAUGGACGGCUCCCGAGGGGGCAGAUUCAGGGAAGUGCGAGGCAGAGGAAGCGCAGCCUCAAGCUGCUGAAGAAGAGAGGGGGCAGCAGGAGGAGGAAGAGCUGAGAAGGAGGGAUGCUGAGGAACAAAAACGACGCGAGGAGGAGCGAUUGAAAUUGGAGAUGGAGCAGAGGCAGAGAGAGGAGGAAGAGAGACUCAAACGAGAGGAAGAAGAGAGACUAAGACGAGAAGAGGAGGAGAGGCUCAAACGAGAAGAGAAAGAGAGACUCCAACGAGAGGAGCGUAGAAGAGUCGAGGAACUGCGCAAGGCAGAAGAAGCUAAGUGUAAACAAGAAGAAGAGGAUCGGAUCAGGCGCGAGGAGGAUGCACGUCGAAGGGCCGAAGAGGAACGUCGGAAGCGCGAAGAGGAAUCACAUCGGAGGCUUGAAGAGGAGCGGAUUAGGCGAGAGGAGGAAGCACGUCGCAAAAGGGAAGAAGAUAUUCGUCGCAAACAGGAAGAAGAGGCUCGUCGCAAACGGGAAGAAGAGGCUCGUCGCAAACGAGAAGAGGAGGCCCGCCGUAAACGAGAAGAAGAGGAGGCUGAACGAAGGUGGCAAGUUGAGCUUGCUCGCAUUAAGGCGCGCGAUGAGCAGGAGGCUGCCGACGCCGCUUUCGCUCGUGCUCAAUUUGAAGCUGAAGAAGCCGAGCGUCGCAGGCAGGAAGAAGCAGAUCUUGCCUUUGCGCAGCGUGCACAGGAGGAGAGCGAGCGAGAACAAAGGGCCGCAGAGGAACGACGAAAGCAAGAAGAAUUAGACCGUGAGCUUGCCCGUCGUGAGCAGGCAGUUGAGGAGCAGUUGGAACGUAGGCGCGAGGAGGCGCGUAGGAGGCAGGUGGAGGAGAUGGAUAGGGAAAUGGCUAGAAAAUUGGAUAUGGAACUGAACCUUGGGACGGAGGAUGGUGAUACGAGUUCUCGGAGCCCAGAGCUCCCUUCUCGCAGAAGAGCGGGCAGUCCUAGGACUCCCAAUGUCCGUGGAGGUGGCAGGUGAAACACAAUAUUUUCGACGCGAGUAGAGAUGAGAUAAAUAAUAUUAUAAGUUAAUGAUCUAUAGAUACAGUAAAUGUUAUCUUACGACUGGUGAUUGUGUCCAUCAUGUCAUGCUGUAUUGCUCUGCAUCCAUCGUUCUAUCUCGUAUUUAGGAUUCUUUCCUCACUACUAUGGCUUCAUUUCAUGUGGGCGUCGUUCAAAACUGACAAAAUGAAUUUUUGGCGAUACGAGUCGCAACGAUAAGUCUAGGACCCAACCUGCUCCAGAUUAACUUACAACGGAUGGAUAUUUAGGCCACGAUAUCACGCACUUUGAUUUUGGAGGCGAGUUGGCAUACUUUUCACUUCGAUUGAAUAUAACUUUGAUGAAUUUGCGUUGCGAAUUUGGCCGUGUGCUCAGGGUUUGAA
Molecule: messenger RNA, 2609 nt
Organism: Suillus subaureus
Lineage: Eukaryota; Fungi; Basidiomycota; Agaricomycetes; Boletales; Suillaceae
Exons: 2
Coding region: 128-2203 (691 amino acids)
Source: RefSeq, a predicted model, not a curated record